This is a messenger RNA of Caenorhabditis bovis, 1605 nucleotides long. NCBI's taxonomy places the organism in Eukaryota, Metazoa, Nematoda, Chromadorea, Rhabditida, Rhabditidae. The record is from the annotation of a GenBank genome assembly.
AUGAGGACGAUGGCACCACCGCCGCCACCUCAACAGCCGACAUCUUCGAUAGGCCCAGCGCCGACGCCGUUGGAAUUCCGAAUUCACGACAUGAACCGGAGGUUGUUCACAUUCGGCUCGGCUGGUAUAUUGGAAAAAGAUCGAACUCAAUGGUGGGAUGCGUUUUCGCAUGAGUUCUUUGAUGAUGAUGCCAAGCUUUGGUUUUUAAUCAAUGACGAUAACAAUCCGAAUCUUGUUGAAAAAUACGUGAUUGGCCGACCUGUGAUACCAAGGUUUUUCCGGUCAUUAUUUGAAAGCGGAUUGACAGAGUUGUUCUAUGUAAUUCGAGGAGCUACCAGGGAAACCCAACUUUCAAAUGGUUAUAUUCAAUAUGAGAAUGAUGGAAUCCUUCAAGUCACUAAGUUCACUGGUCCACUGGGUAUUAUACAGGUCACCACCGAAUGUCGGCUAUACGCCGAUUUCACACCUUAUGAUGAGGUGCUGAAUCAUCGGAUUCGCGGAUGGACGCUGGAAAUGAAGCAAAGCACUGAAUUGUUGUUCAAUGAGACUUCAAAAGAUUUCAAGGCCAUUGAGCAGCGACAGUCGAAGAAAGGUUUCCUGCCGCACACCAUCACAAUUAUGCAGCUCAGCAAAGUACUCGAUCCGAUGACGUGUCUGAUGAGUAACGCCAAAUCAAACGGGAACCAGACCGAUCCGCGUGACUUCAUGAAGCGAACAGCUUUCACCCAUUUCCAAGAGCAACAAAGGAAGCAGGAAAUGGCGAUGCGCCAAAUGAACGCGCCGCCUAUGAUGAUGCCUGUGCCGGAACCCGAGAAGCCGAAGGCGCCAAAGAAGCGAACCAGGAAGACGCCAACAACAACAAAGGCGAAACGCGGAGCUGCGGCAGCUGCUGCGAAUGCCGCUGCUGCCGCCGCUGCGGCAAACGCAAGCCCGGCUCCGACUAAUCCAGCGUUUCCGACGAAUCCAAUUAAUCCUUCAUUUUCCUCGAUGGGCUAUCAAGAUGUCAUGGUCGUUGGCGAGCCGUCAAUGAUGGGCGGCGAUUUUGGCGAGGAGGAUGAGCGCACGAUUUCUCGUGUGGAAAAUGCGCAAUAUGAUCCGAACGCGAUUCAAAUGCAACAACUUGGGCAGGGACCACCGGGUCAAAUGGGCGUCAACGGACCACCACCGCCGAAUAUGGGAAUGGGACCAUCGCCAAUGGGGCCCCCGCAAUCGCAUGGAGGCAUGCCACCGCAGAUGCCACCUGGUAUGCCGAUGCCGAACUCGAUGCCCAAUUCCAUGGCGAACUCGAUGCCGAACCCAAUGUCGAACCCAAUGUCCAAUCCGAUGUCUAAUCCGAUGUCUAAUCCGAUGUCGGCACCGAUGUCGAACCCAAUGUCAAAUCCGAUGAUGCAUAUGCAGCCGCCGCAGAUGCCCGGAGGCAUGAGCAACAACAUUCCCAAUUCAAUGGGCGGUGGAAACGGCGGAGGAAUUCCGAUGUCGAUGCCGAACAAUAUGCCGAUGCCGACAGGAAUGCCAAAUCAGAUGCCGAAUCCACCAAUGCCACCGGGCUAUUUCCAAAAUCAACAAUGGCCGCCGGCACCAAACUCAGCUAUGAUUACUGGAUAA